Molecule: messenger RNA, 4682 nt
Organism: Scomber japonicus (chub mackerel)
Lineage: Eukaryota; Metazoa; Chordata; Actinopteri; Scombriformes; Scombridae
Gene: synpo2la
Product: synaptopodin 2-like a
Exons: 4
Coding region: 174-4013 (1279 amino acids)
Biological process (GO): positive regulation of actin filament bundle assembly
Cellular component (GO): actin cytoskeleton; nucleus; Z disc
Molecular function (GO): actin binding
Source: RefSeq, a predicted model, not a curated record
GCCCGGACAGUGUGGCAGGCAAAGUGUAGUUCAGAGCUCUCUGAGGGGGCCCUGACGGCUGACCAUGGGGCCUAAGCACUGAGGGCCCCCCAGACAAAACUAAAAUACAAAGAAGAGCGGAAAAUAACCAAAAAAAAGAAGAAAUAUUUAAAAGAGACAUAGAAAGAAGCACAAUGGUUGCGGAGGAAGUGAUAAUUACAUUGUCCGGUGGAGCGCCAUGGGGCUUUCGUCUCCAGGGAGGUGUGGAACAUCAGAAACCACUCCAGGUGGCUAAGGUACGUAAACGCAGCAAGGCAUGUAGGGCUGGACUGCGGGAGGCUGAUGAGUUGGUGUCCAUCAACGAACAGCCAUGUGAAACGCUAUCCCACGCCCAGGCGAUGAACCUCAUUGAUAGCUCCCCAGGGAUACUACACAUUCGAGUCAAAAGGGCGCCAGCUGGUUUUCAGUCCGUGGUGCUUGUGACCCGUGCCCCAUCUCCCCGUAUAGACAAAGAGUACCGUGCUGCCCUGCGUGCCAGCGUGUCACCUACCCACCCCCAACAUGCACCUGUCCGUGAAGUCCACCGUAGCCGUUCCUCCAUAACCAGUGGUUUGACAUCUCCACCUGGUAGUGAGGCUUACUAUGGCGAGACUGACAGUGAUGCGGAUGUGGCAGGCUACGAGAGGCAGCGGCGGCAGAAACGCCGCAGCCCGAGCAACUCCAUUCCGGGGAAACCAACAGGAAGAACCUCCCCUGAAGGUGGGGAGACGUCAGAAAUGAGUGGUUAUGACAGUGCUCCAGAUGCACACCUUUACCCAAGUCUGUUGGAUGGACGUGGUGAAGGUGGAGAUGGAGGUGUGGGGCUGCCAGGGGUGGCACGGCGGGAGGUGAUUUACCAGCCUCGUACUCCGGGAAUGUGGUCUUCUCAGACAUCCACAGAGACUUCUUCCAUCAUCUCUUCAGCAGAUGACCAGGGUCCACGGGAUGGAGUACAGGAGGUAGACAGUGGUUUACUAGAGCCAGCCAACGUGCCACUGGUAUCUCCUGAAAGGGCCAAGGAAGCACUGAUGCUGGGCUCGCGCAGUCAGCUUGUGCCCAUGGUGGGUCCUGUGAAUAAACCCAUUGAUGACGAACUUACAACAACCUACAUGGAAAAGGCCAAGCAAGCCAAACUGAACAGAGGAGAUACACAGCAAGACAAGCAAGUAAAGGAAGCCAGAAGCAAGUGUCGAACAAUUGCAUCCCUACUGACAGAUGCUCCCAACCCUCACUCCAAGGGGGUGCUGAUGUUCAAGAAGAGGCGGCAGCGGUCAAAGAAGUACACCCUCACCAGCUUUGGCAGUGUGGAUGAGGAUAGGUGUCCAGACUCACAAGAAGAAGAGGAUGGGGUGUUCCCUGGUAGUGAGUCAGAGUUUGAUGAAGAUGGGUUUUCAUCAGUUCCUGACCCAACUUGGGAUAGUGACUACUUGGAUAUGCUGGAGAAGAGGGCUACUGCAGGCACUGAAGGUCGUGGGGAUGGGGCAGAGGACGCUCCGAGUCCAGGGUUGAGUGAGACUGCAGGCAAGGGUGUCCAAUUGUUUGAGCAGCAGAGAAAGAGGGCUGCUGAGCAUGCCAAGAAGGUGGAGGCAAUACAACCCCAGGCUCCUCCACAGUUUCAAGCACAGGAGCAGGCUCAGUUACAUCCAGAGAUACAACCACAGAUCCAACAAGGUCUUAAGCCUCAGCAGAUGCUACCACCUGGUUCUUCAGUCAUACAGCAAGAUCUAUCCCAAGUUCCCAAUCAAGUUGCUGUUGCAGCUCAUGGUAUUAGUAAUGGGGAGCUACCCCAUUCUGAAAUUAGCACAACAAGCAUAGUGAUGUCACCUCCACCUGUGGCGCCAAAACCAGCCACUGCCUCUGUGACUAUUCUGACUAGCCAUACAUCACCAGCGGAGACACCAUUACCAGACCUACCUUCCAGUAAUGUUCUCAAUAGAACUGCACGUCCUUUCACACCUGGCUUCAUCAGCAUCCGAGCUGCGACUGUCCCUGUAACAUUCAGACCACCUGUUACAAAGACAAGCCAGCGACCUGCCUCAGCAGCUGUUGUGCCAGCACCAUUUUUCACUGCAUCUGAGCAAGCCAAUAAUGCUUCAUCAGUAAUGACACAGCUACCCCCUGGUCCUCCGUCAGUGCUCUCCUCAUCAUCCUCUAUACCUCAAGGUCCCUUGGCCCUGACACCAGAAGCUUUGGUUACCUAUCACCCUCCGGCCAUCUUUACCUCUGUAGAGACAAUGCAGGCAGCACAACCAAUAACUACUGCUAAUCAGGUUUCAUUUGCAACUGUGCCCCCAGCAUCAAUGCCUUCAAUUCACCCAGCUCCACAAGAACCAAUGGCUCCAGCCCCUCUCCCUUCUGUAUCCCAAAUUCCCAGUUCAGCUCACCCAGUUGCAUCAAGGCCUCCAGUUCAAAUACCAGUUUCUCAGCCACCUCCACCUCAGUUUUCCAUGUCACCUGUAGCUCCAGUGUCAGUAGUCUCCCAGCCAGAAGCUAUAACUCCAGUUGCAUCAAGGCCUCCAGUUCAAGCGCCAGUUGUUCAGCCACUUCCACCUCAAUUUUCCAUGUCACCUGUAGCUCCAGUGUCAGUAGUCUCCCAGCCAGAAGCUAUAACUCCAGUUGCAUCAAGGCCUCCAGUUCAAGCGCCAGUUGUUCAGCCACUUCCACCUCAAUUUUCCAUGUCACCUGUAGCUCCAGUGUCAGUAGUCUCCCAGCCAGAAGCUGUAGCUCCAACCCCUGAUCCUGGUUCAGCAUUUCGUACAGGAAUCUUAUUAGAGGCUCGACGCCGUGGUGGUAAACCCAAACCUAUGUUCAAUGUGCCAGAUGUCAAGAAGAACUCCCCCAAUCCUGAUCUGUUGAACAUGGUGCAGAAACUUGAUGACAGGUACACCCGCUACAAGGGCCCACCACAAUCUGCUGAGGCUACUUAUGAUGGUGCAGUGGAAGAGAGCAGUGGUGAGGCUAGUAUUGGGAGAAUGCCUCCUCCAGUGGCACCCAAGCCUCGGGUUAUCCACGAGGCCCCACAGAUGCUUCAAGCAGGAGGUAAGGGGGCCCAGCUGUUUGCCCGCAGACAGAGCCGCAUGGGUAUGUAUGUAGUCGACACACCACCUGAGACCCCUUACCAGCAGGAAAUGGCCUCAGACAGUGCAGCCCAACCCUUUGACUCUUCCCCCAGCUCUUUUCCUUCUCAGUGGAAAUACUCCCCAAAUGUCCGAGCCCCUCCACCCAUUGGGUACAACCCACUCCUGGGACCCUCUAUUCCUAUGGGGCCUCAGAGGGAUACAGGAAAGCCAGACAGCAGGGGUAGAGGGGGCUCCCAAAGAGAAGGCAUCAAAGCUCUGGAUUUCAUGAGAAGGCAACCUUACCAGCUCAACUCUGCCAUGUUCAACUAUGGAGGCAGUGCUGCUAAUCUAUCAGUCAUGCCUUCUUACCAGGCUCAGAGACAGCAGCAAGGUGACUACACAACAAUGGUGGGCAGCUCAUUAACGUCGCCUAGACAGAUCCCCUUGAGAACAGCCCGUGUCUACGAGAUCAAGCGAUUCUCCACACCCACUCCCAUGUCAGCUCCCACUCUGGCUCCCAAAGUCAUUGCACCCCGCUCAGCCACUACCCUUGGAGAACGUCUGUCUCAUUCUUACAUGACCUCCCCACCACCUGCUCCUUUCACUCAAACCCUGGCCCCUCCCCUGACACCAGCACUAGUCAGUGCUCCAACUCCAGCGUCACCUCCCUUCCAACCAGCUGGACUGCCUUGCCUCCCAAAAUUCUCUGCCAACCCUAUUCCAAACCCUGUCACAGCUGCAGUCCCUACACCUUACACUCCAGUCGCAUACACCACUGGGCUCCAGGCAGCCAAGCAGUUCCAAAGUGCACCUGAGCUCAGUAUUCUUGCCUCUUUGCCCCCACUCAAACCCAAUCCAGUCCAGGCACCGAAACCAAAUUUUAUAGCCACCCGGGGAGGCGUCCAGGCCCGUGUCUGGAGGCCAGGGGCAAUAUAAGAAGCAGCAAAUCAGCCACUUCCACACUUGGACAUAUUCAUGUACUAUUCAUUUAGUGCUGUAGUUGUUUAAGUCAAGCACAAAAGCCAAAUAUCCAUUGGUUCCAGUUUCUAAAAUGUCACAAUUGUCUGCUUUUUGUUAUGUUUUUGUUGGGAUUUGCAUGGUUGGUCAGACAAAGGAAGCAUUUUGAAGAUAUCACCUUAAGCCUUGGAAAAUUAUAAUGGGCAAUCCCAGUAUUACCUGAUAUUUUACAGACAAUUAAUCAAUCAUGUGAUAAUGGUAAUAGAUUAUAACAUCUACUUGCUGCUCAAAAUGCUGCUUAUCAUAUUUAUUUUGCUACCAACACAUCUACUCACACCUGUAUCUGAGUGACAAUAAUAAUAGGGAAUAGUAGCACAUAUUGUAUGCUGUAUAGUCCACCAUAUGCCUGUCCUGGGGGAGGUUUGUGUAAGGCUUCUGGAGAUCUCUUUCUUCUAAUUUAGCAGAAAUACCAUCUAAACAGAGCCUGUACUGAAUUAUUCUUUGAAACUUGAAAUGUCUGACAGAUGUUUAAAAUGAACAAGUUAUGGUUCUGACAAAUAGAAUUACAUCUCUGAAGGUUUGUGUUGUAGUAUGGUGACAGGCGGAGGAUCAUAAGGCAAACAAGAGGGCUUUUAUUUUUGAACAUGU